Messenger RNA from Leptinotarsa decemlineata (Colorado potato beetle), 707 nucleotides. It is a transcript of the gene Cad99C, whose product is annotated as Cadherin 99C. Lineage: Eukaryota; Metazoa; Arthropoda; Insecta; Coleoptera; Chrysomelidae. Gene Ontology annotation, biological process: homophilic cell-cell adhesion. The record is from RefSeq and is a predicted model, not a curated record. Gene Ontology annotation, molecular function: calcium ion binding. Gene Ontology annotation, cellular component: cell-cell junction; plasma membrane.
UAAACCACCAAAUAAUGUACUACUGUCUUUCAAGCGAUUGAAACACAAAAGUAAUCAAAUCAGUAUAUUGAGAGUGUAAUGAAGAGAUACAUAGCCAAGAAAAUGAUUAUUUCAGAAUAAAAUUGCAUUCAGUGGCUCUGAAUAGCGACAUCUUCAUGUGGUGGCUUAGCACAAGUUGCUUUUGUACAAAUAAUUCAUAGUCGUAUAAUGCAACAAACAAAUUGUCUAUCUUGGUGGAAAAAGUCCAUUUGGCCAUAUAUAUGAAGAGUCCUUCCUACAAAAAGAUCUCUGUGCUGUGUACUUCAUUAUUCAAUUCGGCGGAAUUUGUUUUUAAUCAAACCGUAAUAUUUGUUUUAGGUCAACAAAGUCCAGUUAGCAGUGAAUCUGCUACGACAGCACGAGCAUCCAGCGUGGGGGAUACUCAUGUACUGUCCAAAAACAUUAGUAAUACACUGAGGCGUGAUCAUGUAUAUAGAUCUUCUGAUGAAGAAGAAAUGAAUGCCAGCCCUACAAACGACAAUGUGAUGUUUAAGGAGAAGAAAGACUACCUAAAUUUAGGAUUCUCCUUUGAUCAUUCCCCAGUCGAAACAACGACCGAACUGUAGAUAUUUUAAAAUUUUGUAUAGUAACAAAGUAUAUUUAUGGUAUUUUCAAGAUGAGACUUUGAGGUUUAGGUUAAUUUUGUAAUAAAUUUUAUCAUAUUUUUA